AUGUCAUCAAUCCUGUUGCAAAAUGCGACAAUUCUGGUCCCCUCCGGCGACCAGAAUGACUACGUCGUUCCGCUCCACAACCACUCGCUGCUCAUCGAAGGAGCCAAGAUCUCGCAGAUCGCACCUCAGAUAAGCCCGCCUGUCGAAUCCACCCAAGUUAUCGACUGCACCGGGAAGAUCAUCUCGCCUGGGUUUAUCGAUACACAUCACCACCUCUGGCAGACCCAGCUCAAGGGACGUCAUGCAGACCAUACCUUGAUCGAGUACAUGCCCACGGGAAACCUGCAACAGGUCAACUUCACACCAGAAGAUAUCUUCUGGGGAGAGCUGGGAGGCUGUCUCGAGGCCUUAGAUGCAGGAACUACCACCGUGGUGGACCAUGCUCACAUGAAUGUCUCCCCCGCUCAUUCCGUAAAUGGAAUAGCAGCGACAGCUUCCUCAGGCAUCCGAUCUAUCUUCUGCUACACACCCACCUCGACGGUCAAGAAGUGGAAGCCAGAAAUUGAGAUGAACACCAGCCUGCUCGAUGAAUGGGUCCUCCAACAACUCGAGGAGCUGGCCGCAGCGGCGCCGUUUGGCGACGGGCGCGUCCAGCUGGGUCUGGCUUUUGACGGGUUCAUGCUGCCGAAGGAGAUGGUCGUCGCGUUGUACGAUCGUGCCCGUAAAGCGGGAGUGAAGGUGAUCACCACCCACUAUGUGCGUGGAUAUUUCAGCGACGGAUCCCUGGUCGACCUCCUCGAGGCCUACGGCCUCCUGGGCCCCGACAUUCUUCUCUCGCACGGCAAUAACCUCUCGGCCACCGACAUCGAGAAACUCUCUGCUGCGAAAGCAUGGAUCUCCGCCACCCCCGACACCGAACUGCAAAUGGGCCACGGGAACCCCGUCUGCUUCCAGGAUGGCUGCACGAGCAUCACUGCGCUCGGGAUCGACUGCCAUAGUAACAAUUCCGGCGACAUCGUCACCCAGAUGCGCCUGGCGCUGCAGAGUGAGCGCGCCCGCCGGAAUGAGAAGCUUCUUGCGCAGGGGAAGUAUAUGCGGUCAUUGGACGUGUCGGUGCAAGAUGCCUUCCGGCUGGGGACGAUCCAAGGCGCCCGCGCGAUCGGCAUGGCAGAUCAGCUGGGGUCGAUUGAGGUCGGGAAGCUUGCGGAUCUGGUGGUCUUUGACGGCGAGAGCCCGGGGAUGAUCUGCGCUGCGGAGAAGCAUCCGGUCGCGGCUAUUGUAUUGCAUUCGUCUGUGCGCGACGUGGAUACGGUCAUUGUUAACGGCGAGAUUCGCAAGCAAGGCGGUCGGUUGGUGCCGGUGGACAUUGACUCUUCAUUCCCCGAGGUGACGAUCGCAAAACGAAGGGUGGAAUGGAAGGAUGUAGCGAAAGAGUUGCGGGACAGUCAGGAGAGGAUCCAGAAUGUUGCGGUGGAAGCUGGGGCUGUGGGAACUCGAGUGUCCGAGGCUUUGAGUAUCUUCCAUAUGGACUCGAGCAAGUUUGUUUGA
Aspergillus fijiensis CBS 313.89 is the source of this 1488-nucleotide messenger RNA. Its product is annotated as Metallo-dependent hydrolase. The transcript is spliced from 4 exons. The record is from RefSeq and is a predicted model, not a curated record. NCBI's taxonomy places the organism in Eukaryota, Fungi, Ascomycota, Eurotiomycetes, Eurotiales, Aspergillaceae. Gene Ontology annotation, molecular function: hydrolase activity, acting on carbon-nitrogen (but not peptide) bonds. The coding region runs from base 1 to 1488 and encodes 495 amino acids.